Messenger RNA from Apiotrichum porosum, 648 nucleotides. RefSeq lists its product as uncharacterized. The record is from RefSeq and is a predicted model, not a curated record. Bases 1 to 648 code for a protein of 215 amino acids. The transcript has 3 exons. Lineage: Eukaryota; Fungi; Basidiomycota; Tremellomycetes; Trichosporonales; Trichosporonaceae.
AUGCUCAGCACAGCAACAUCCCUCCUCGUCGUCGCCGCUCUGGCACAGGGCGUCUCGGCAAGCUGCUACUACGACGCGUAUGGCAGGUACUACUGCAACAACAGCGGGCUCUCGAGCGCGGCGCGUAUCGCCAUUGGCGUGUGCGUCGGCGUCGGCGUCUUCGUGCUCUUCAUGAUCGUCGGAGCCAUGCGCCGCAAGAAGAUCGCCGCCCAGUGGGCCCAGCACCGUCCCCCUCCUCCUAUCCAGAUGCAGCAGUCGUCGGACAACCCGUACGCCAACAACCCGCCGCCGCCCGUCAACGCCGACGCGUACGCCUCGUCGUCGUCGUACGCCGCCGGCAUUGCCGGCCAGGAGUCGGUCCCCAAGCCCGCAGCGUCGUACACCCCCGGCGGCGAGACGGGCAAGCACAACCUCGCGUCCGAGUACUAUGGCACCGAGGCCAACCCGUCCAACAACAACGGCGCAGACUUUGCAGACCACUCGUAUGAGUACGAGCAGGCCCAGGCCAACGCCGCCAACGGCGGUAACCCCCCGCCGGGCUACGACACCACGGCCUCGGGCUACGCGCCGCCCUCGGGCCCGCCCCCUGCCCACACGACCGGCCAGUACGCGGCCCCCUCGGGCCCGCCCCCGAGCACCAAGUACUAG